AUGUUGUGUGUCUCUAGAAAGAAGCUCUUCUUUCACAGUGUGGAAGCUGCGAACGCGAUCCGAGUAUGCUCAGGCAAGAAGCCGACCCCCCUCCCAAAGACUUUCUGGCAACUCCUCCGCUCCGCGACACCCAUCCGAACGAUUGAGGAGGAGCAACAGCAACGAUUCAAAGACGCGGCGAUCUGCGCCUUGCCCGACACGACCUUUGCAAAGACAAUCGACCGGGCGUUCAGGGCCUGCUUGGCACUCUUGAACGCCCCCCGCGGAAUGCAAGUCCUCUAUGUCGAAGACCUGGCCGGAAGACGUGAUGUCUUUUACCACGCUGCAGACCAGACCCUGAGAAUUCCCCAUCGCUGGUGGAAAUUGGACAGUGUGGACCCCGGGGCCCCAUGCCACAAUGCGGUCCCAAUGGCCAACGAUGGGCAGAAUGCACCUAUCUCAUGGCAAGAAGUGGUGGAGGAAUUGCUGAUCCUCUCAAUUUCUUCGGUCUGGACAGCAUUUCCAAUGUCACGCAUUAUAGAAAACCGGUACAUGCGCCACAUUAGACGCCUGCUGCAGGGGGUUCCACAGAACAUUCAAAUCAGCCCUCAUGCCACCGGUCUGCUGGUCACCUGGGAAGAUCCUCCAGCAGAUGCAAUGCAGUCCCAUGAAGGUGAGCCAGGAUACAAAGUCGUCCUUCAUGCAGGGGACUGUGGCGCUGACGCGGAGCUCCUUCAUUCCGAAACGGGCAGGUCUACCCCACCAAUCAUGUGUGGUCAGACUGAGCCACCGGCUGCGAUCAGCUCCGCAGCAUGUGGAUGCCGCCAGCAGCUGGUCUCUCGUUCGACUCAGUGGUGCGUGUUCGCAGAAGUCGACCAAUAUACAGCAUACUAUGCGAUGCUCUGCGUGAAUGAACCGUCGGCGAUCUAUAGCCUGCCAUCGGAGACAUUGAUCCCUGGCACCACCAUCCACGACAGCAGUCUGGCUUCAUGCGAUCUAACCAUGCUUGCGCCCGUUAUCGUCAAACACGAAGAACCCGCGGCCCCGGCUCACCAGAGUGACACAUUGUAUCUAGAGUCGUGCAAAAGGCUGAAAGUCUCGCACCUUUUGAACUAA
Molecule: messenger RNA, 1095 nt
Organism: Penicillium verhagenii
Lineage: Eukaryota; Fungi; Ascomycota; Eurotiomycetes; Eurotiales; Aspergillaceae
Exons: 2
Coding region: 1-1095 (364 amino acids)
Source: RefSeq, a predicted model, not a curated record